AUGUACCCAAAUCCGAACAUCAACUACGAGCGCUACGUGCUCAACACCGGCGUGGCUACCGUCCGAUCGCCAAACCUCCCAGGCACUGCCACGUCACUGGAUGAAAAAACACUCGCCGCGGCGGUGGAAGCGGCAGCGAAAGAGUUCAAGCCACGUCAUAUUCAGGAGCUCCAGGAGGAAGCGUUAACUGCGGAGGAAGUGGCGGAGCUGCUGCAGAUGCGCGCCAAUGGGAGCUUGCCUGAGUCCGCGAAGGUGGCGGCGGCGCUUGAGCGCGAGGCGGGGAGGCUCCGCGGAAGCAGCGAGGGCGGAAACGACGUGGGGGCGCUUGGAGCGGCUCGGGAUGAGUCUGCGGGGAGUCGCGCUUCGGAGGAGCAGAAUUCGAUCCAGUACGCGCGGCACGAGCUGGAAGCGCGGCUGCUCAAAGGGAAGCCGAUCCGCAGCUGGAUCAGAGAGCUUCAGCUGAUGUGGCGCGACGACACAGGCGCGCAGAAUUCAGCAUUCCUCAAGGCGCGGGACGGCAAGGAGCAAGGCCGAGGCGCCACGGGCUUCAUCCAACGGAUGGUGAUCGACGGUCGGGAUGUGAUCCCUCCUUUCCACCCUAGGAGCUCCAUCUCCGCGGACGGAGGCUUUAAUCUGCUGUUCGCGGAAACCAAGAGCCAGCCCGGGAGGGUAGAAGACGAGUUCCACCUGAAAAUAGAGGGCGUGGCGGAUCUGAGUGUGACGGCGCGGGUGGCCCAUCCGCUCAUGCAGACCGCGACUGAGGCUCAGGCGCAUUUCAACGUGCAUAUUGAGCAGCUUAAUCACACGGAGGGCAUUCACGGGGUGUUGGGACAGACCUUUCUCGGCGAGGCAUCUCGCGCAGUACGGUCUCUGCGUCACCGCCUGCUCACUCGCCUGCUGCGGGAACCGGUGGAUGUGGAGAGCAGCGAGGGGGGCGAUGGGCUGCUGGAUGGGCGCGUGCAGGACUAUCUCACCUCGGGAAUUGCUGCCCCGGACUGUGCAUUCGCUGCCGUGUGGAGGAGGGGAGAGCACGAGAGUGAGAUUGGGGACGACGGGGUUGAUUUGAUGUGA
Messenger RNA from Closterium sp. NIES-65, 1071 nucleotides. The record is from the annotation of a GenBank genome assembly. NCBI's taxonomy places the organism in Eukaryota, Viridiplantae, Streptophyta, Zygnematophyceae, Desmidiales, Closteriaceae.